AGAGAGACAACUGCAGCAUAACUGGAUCUGAGAAAGGGUGAGUGAGACUUGCAGAGCGGCCAAGGCUCUUAUUCUCUGAGGUGCACAUCUAUUUCUAUCUGUGUGGAUCCGUCGGAUUGAAAGACAUCGAGUUUCCAAUGGCGACAUUGCUUUGAAAAGGGUAAUAUCAGCCUUGGAUAAGGAUACAGUUGCCAUAUUUGGACAGAUAUCUUCAGUUAUCUAUCUGCCAUCUUUUGGUCUAGAUUUUUUGGAAACCUCAAAAACCUUGAAAAAGAAUAAGGUGAUUGAUAUUGGCUAUUAUGAGAAAGUAAAAGACCAGUUAAAGCUGUAAAGGCAAUGAAGAUGAAGAAAUUCAGUGUGUCUUCACAGUUCUGUCUCACCCGGGUGGAAUGGUUCUACCCAUAAGAGGACUACGCCAGACCCAGCAGAUAAACAUGACAUCUGGGUCUUUUUCAUAGCAGCUGGAGAAAGUUAACUCAAGAAAGCACAGUUUGCUGGCAUUAAAACAGACGGCACAAGGAACCUACAGGUGCCUGGCACUCCCCCUCUCCACCUGGACAGAGGGAGGAGCAGUGUACCUGGUGGUCCACACAGGAACUCUGCCUGAUACAGGCAUGAGCGUGGGCAGGGCGCCUCGCUACAGCAUCGUGUCCACUGAAGAAGAAGGUCUGCACCUCGGCACCAUGCCCGCUGUGGGGAACGGCUUCGGGAAGAUUCACACUCGCAGCAAGUGCCGCAGUCGCUUCGUCAACAAGAACGGGCAGUGCAAUGUCCGCUUCUCACACAUGAAUGAAAAAUCCCAGCGCUACAUAUCUGAUAUCUUCACCACGUGCGUGGACAUUCGCUGGCGCUACAUGUUUGUAGUAUUCAGCCUCGUCUUCGUGGUGUCCUGGCUAGUUUUUGCUGCCUUCUGGGUUAUUGCCCUGCUACACGGUGAUAUGGAAAAUCCCGGGGGUGGUGAUGGCUUUAUUCCUUGUGUCUUACAAGUCAAUAGUUUUGUGGCUGCUUUCCUGUUCUCGGUUGAGACCCAGACCACCAUCGGCUAUGGUUUCCGCUGUGUGACCGAGGAGUGCCCAGCUGCCGUAUUCAUGGUGGUCUUCCAGUCCAUCAUGGGCUGCAUUAUUGACUCAUUCAUGAUUGGCGCCAUCAUGGCUAAAAUGGCGCGGCCCAAGAAGAGGGCUGAGACGCUGCUGUUCAGCCACAACGCCAUUGUCGCCAUGCGGGACGGGAAGCUGUGCCUGAUGUGGAGAGUGGGGAACCUCAGGAAGAGCCAUGUGGUGGAAGCUCACGUCCGGGCCCAGUUCAUCCAGCCUCGAGUCACAGAAGAAGGAGAGUACAUCCCGCUGGACCAAAUUGACGUCAACGUAGGAUAUGACAAAGGCAUUGACCGCAUCUUCUUGGUCUCGCCCCUUACAAUACUGCAUGAGAUUGACGAAGAAAGCCCUCUAUUUGGCAUCAGCAAACAGGACUUGGAGACCUCAGACUUUGAGAUUGUGGUGAUAAUGGAAGGGAUGGUUGAAGCCACAGCUAUGACGGCGCAGGCUCGCACUUCCUACGUGUCUUCAGAGAUCCUGUGGGGUCAUCGCUUCGAGCCGGUCGUCUUUGAAGAGAAGAACCGCUACAAAGUGGAUUAUGCUCAUUUCCACAAGACCUUCGAGGUGCCAUCAACCCCCCAGUGCAGUGCCAAGGACAUGAUGGAGAGCAAGUCUUUAACACCCAGUGCCAACUCCUUCUGUUAUGAGAAUGAGCUAGCUUUCAUUAGCAGGGAUGAGGAGCAGGAGGGAGAGGCUGAAGUGGAGGAUGGGAACAUGGUAGCAGAGCUGGAGAGACUACAGGCUAACACGGAACAUGACCAGAGGUUGUUUCGUAGAGAAUCUGAAAUAUGACUUUCAACCUGAUUCUUAGGCCUUUUUCAGUUAGGUUGGAUUAUUUUCCAUGAAUAGAUGUACAGCUGCCAUAUGACCAUAGAAUCAUGGUUGUGUUCUGAACAUGUGAUGAAUGAGGCUGUAAAAGGGAAGUUUUGGGGAAAAAGCUCUUUCAUCAAACUAAAUGUCUUAUGAGAUUGGAAGGUGGAUGGCACUACAUUAACUUUAUAUUAUGCAAUAUUAGUCAUUGUAAAUUAGGAGACACUUAUCUUAGUUUGAAUGAAUACAUACUGUAGAUUUCUUAGUUGUGUGCAUCAUCAAAAUGUUGUGAUGAUGUUCUGGUCAAUCUUUUGUUCUGUGAUCCUGAUUUGGAGUAGCGUUCAAGAGGUGAUUAUAGGUGUUUUUGAGCAGUAGCUUAUGCAAAUCUUUGCAACAUGAUCCCAAUAUGAACAUUUCGAUCAUCAUUAGAAACAGGCUGGACAAUGAUAAUGUGGUGGUAAACUGAUUGAAAAUGUAGAGAAUACGAGUAAAACAUGUUAUACUAACAUAUUUAGUUAGUAAAUAAUAAGAGUUGUCAAUGUCAACACACCUCAAAUAAGGGUAAAUGGAAGGUAUUCCAGAUUCUACAAAGCUGUAGAAAACGUCACAAGGCCUAUACUGGCAGAAAAGACACAGAAAGCACCUUUUCAAAACACAUUUUUAAGUAAUCAUAUUUUACAAGAGUAACUAAAAGCACAAUAUAAGGGGUUAUAUUUGAUCAUGAUGAAAACCCUGGUAUCUGCGAGCGCUACUUUCCAGCUGAUGUAUAUGCCUAACAGAAACUGGGUGACUUUGGCGAAACAAACGGUUUACAGAACUAACUGCUAAAUUUACCAACAUGAAAAUAAUUUAAUGAAAUGGAGGGAUGGUGAGUGAAAGAUUUGACUGGUUAGCCCAGUCAUCCGAAAUAUAGUUUGAUACAAUUCAGUUAUUUGUACUCUCUAACCGUGAGUGGGCAGUGUUGUGUGCUAUUGCAAAUCUAGAUAGCACUGGACUUCAAUCACUACACAGAAAUAUUUCAGAGAUAAAUUGAUGACCUGUUCACACAGGCAUGCUCUUGGAAACUACAUUCAGAUACAUUUAGUUUCUCUUAGGGAUGCACCGAAUCCAGAUUUUUGGGGUUCGGCAGAAUACCGAAUCCACUGGUUAAGAUUCUGCCGAAUCCGAAACCGAAUACCGAAUCCUGCUCCUAUCCUCAGUCCAUUACCACAGUAAACACAUUAAUGAAGUAAACAAUGUCCACAGCAGUGUAUUUUCAUUUUAUUUUAUCUGCAAAAAAAACAAAACAAAGGAAUAGGCAACAUUAUGCCAGGAAGACAAGUGGGAAAAACUAUUUUAACAAUUACCAUAUGCCUAUGUUUACCCUAUCUCAAGAUCCAAUCAAUAUCCAAAAUAUUAGUCUUUUAGAUUUCUUGAAUUUCUUUCGGAUGUUUCAUACGCAAAUGUUUUAACAGCGGAUAUGUUGUGUAUUGUUUAUGGUCCUUGCCACCAUGAGACAAAUCGGCAUUGCAAAUUGAACAUAUAGUUACACUUGAAUCGCCUUCUUUUGACUGAAAGUACUGCCAAACAACACUUUCUCUGCUCACAAGUUCCAUUUUCACUUUCUCUCAGCCUACUGCAUUGAACGGUCCACCAACGUAAACACGUUCCCGUAAUCAACGGCGGCGUCAUUACGUCGACCAGCGUCGGCCGAAUCCGAAACCGAAUCCUGGAUUUGGUGCAUCCCUAGUUUCUCUAAUCACAAUGGGAGUGGAUUAUCGAAUGUAAUCUAAGUACAUUACAUAUUCUGAACAGACAUGACUGUAACAAUUGAGAUCAAGGAGGAGAGAAGACUGGAUUUGACUUCUGUAAAAUAUGGAUGCUUGCUGCAGUGUAGGUCUACAGGACAAAUGAAUGCGUGAAUAAUACUUGGAAUUUAGAUUUUUGACUAUUGCUGGUAUAUCAACAAAUAAAUUACAUUGAUAAAAACAAUAAAAUACUAACACUUUAUUCUAAAAAGUGAGAUUCAACCACAAAUAUGUUAGCAUCUGUAUUUAACAACCCGUCAAGUUUCGACAGUGGUUAGAACACAACAUGGGCUAAAAUCUGGAACUGGAACAAACAUAAACCAUGUGGACGUUUGUCUUUUUACACCAAUUUAGUUGUGAUUGUGUGCAUGUGAACAAGCUCACUGUCCAUACCACAGCCAUAUUUUACCUCCCAUGUUUAUUGAAAUACCCAUAAUAGUCUAGUUACCAAUCGAACAUCUUCUUAGACCCAUUCUGAGCAAUAAAUGAUUCUUGUGAAGAGGAAUGGCUAAGCCAAUGAAAAACAAAACUUAAAACAAAUGACUGAGAAUGUGAGCUGGUGGGUGAACUAGCGAGAACAUGUAUGAAUUGAAAAGAGACAUGAAGAUGUGGGUUGGUGUGUGAAAAGAUUAAGAAAGAAAGGCAAAGAUCAACGUUGCAGAUAUGAACAGUGUUUUACAAUGCAUCUACAGUGUUUGUGUGACGGACUGUAUAUUCUAUACUCUAACAUCACUUUGUGACCUUCUAGGAAGGUAUGUGAAGUAUUUAGGAACAUCUGGUAUUAUAUCUACAGUAUGUAAGUGGUGACAAUGAAUAACAAGAUGCCAAAUGAGCCACCGUAACCCUUAGUGUCCUUUAGAUCUUUAACACAUCCGGAAGCAUCCAUAGAAAAGUAUGCACAGCAGAAACUCCCUUACCAGUUUAACAAAUCAACAUCUAUUUUUAUAACUUGCUGCACUGAGUUUUUGUAAAUAUCAGUGAGGGGAGAAGGUCCUCAGAGCAGCAGAGCAGUUUAGCACAUGGAGCAGCAGGAGGAUGCACUGCCACAUAUCUCACACCAAUAUAAGCAAUCAAAGGAGACAGAGCAUCUUUAAUGGGGUGAUUAGACACACUUUGACCUCUUCAGGAUUUGUCUUCCAAUGAACAACUGGUUGUGAUUUGUUGUCUCCUUUACACAUUGAUUUAUUUUAUUAUAUUUAUUUUAACGAAUUAUGAAAACAUAAUAAAAUUUAAAUUAUCUUAUUUUUGAGUCUACUCUUCGUUGGCUUCAACUGAAGGGUAAGAUGUGGGAGACGACAGUGUCAUAUAUCUUAUGAGUUACAAGGAAUGGUGUUGGAUGAACAUUUGGACAUCUCUUCUUUCUGUUAUGCAAUCUGUGGACUGCGUCAUUGCGUUUAGGUAUGCAUGGCCCCACAGGCUGGGCCACAAACACAUUUCUGUUCACAUGGGAAAGGUGUAAAACAUUUCUCUACUCUUAUUCUGUUACGCAAAAUUACAUCCAAGAAAAUGAUAUCUAAAAACAGUCCUGAGAGAGAGGGAAGAGCCAGUCCUGGAGCUGAGA
Messenger RNA from Hypomesus transpacificus, 5252 nucleotides. It is a transcript of the gene kcnj12b, whose product is annotated as potassium inwardly rectifying channel subfamily J member 12b. Gene Ontology annotation, cellular component: plasma membrane. Gene Ontology annotation, biological process: regulation of monoatomic ion transmembrane transport; potassium ion import across plasma membrane. Gene Ontology annotation, molecular function: inward rectifier potassium channel activity. NCBI's taxonomy places the organism in Eukaryota, Metazoa, Chordata, Actinopteri, Osmeriformes, Osmeridae. The record is from RefSeq and is a predicted model, not a curated record.